AUGUCAGAAAUUGUCAUGCAGAGACAAGAAAUGGCCAAUCGACACAGACAAGAGGCUGACUUGGAAAAGACACAUCUUAUAGAACUAAAGGCAGAGCAGAAGCAAGACAGAGAGGAUCUGGAUAGAAAGAGUGAGAUGAUGAACAAGGAGAAACUGGACUUGGAGCUGAUGAGGUCUGACAUUCUGAAACAAAGUGACAUAUUAGAACAAGUGAUACAAGAUAUAGAAGAGGAAAAAGACAAACUGGAAAUCACAAAGACUGAGCUAAAAAAGCAGAAUGAACAUGCAGACAGUCAGUUUGAUGAGAUCAACAGACAGAAAACCAACAUUAAAGAUCUGACCCUUCAGCUUCAGACAGAAAGAGACAAACUUGACAAUGUCAUGAACAGGAUUACCUUAAAACAAGAACAACAACAACUCAAGGAAGAAGAGUUCAAAAGACAAACACAAGAAGUGGAAACCAGUAAGAACAGUUUACUGGUAGAAAGAGAAGAACUGGAACUUUUGAGGAAGGAUCUCAACAGGAAGAAAGAAGAGGUUGAAGCUGCCACGAUCACCAUUAGUGGAGAGAGGGAACAACUCAAUGAGAUGAAGAUUAGUACUGACAAUGACAGACGAAUGCUCGAGAAAGAAAAGGACAGAAUGGAAGGAGAAAGGUCUGAGGUGAAAAUGAGAGAAGAUCAACUCUUGAAUGAAUUGAAAUCCCUAGAAUAUCUGAGGGAAAAGCUGCAACAGUUGGAUGAAAGGAUGAGUGAAGACGUGAAAAACAAAAUCAUGAGACUGGAGCAAAACAAUGAAGACUUAUUAAAACUGUUGAGUGUUUUGGGGCAAAAGCAUGAGGCUCUGGAUAAACUGAAGGAAAAUAUGUCAUCUUACACUGAGAUAUUACAAAGAGAAAGAGAAUGUUUGAAGAGUACGAUGUCAGAAAUUGUCAUGCAGAGACAAGAAAUGGCCAAUCGACAGAGACAAGAUGCUGAGUUGGAAAAGACACAUCUUAUAGAACUAAAGGCAGAGCAGAAGCAAGACAGAAAGGAUCUGGAUAGAAAGAGUGAGAUGAUGAACAAAGAGAAACUGGACUUGGAGCUGAUGAGGUCUGACAUUCUGAAACAAAGUGACAUAUUAGAACAAGUGAUACAAGAUAUAGAAAAAAAAAAAGACAAACUGGAAAUCACAAAGACUGAGCUACAAAAGCAGAAAGAACAUGCAGACAGUCAGUUUGAUGAGAUCAACAGACAGAAAAUCAACAUUAAAGAUCUGACCCUUCAGCUUCAGACAGAAAGAGACAAACUUGACAAUGUCAUGAACAGGAUUACCUUAAAACAAGAACAACAACAACUCAAGGAAGAAGAGUUCAAAAGACAAACACAAGAACUGGAAACCAGUAAGAACAGUUUACUGGUAGAAAGAGAAGAACUGGAACUUUUGAGGAAGGAUCUCAACAGGAAGAAAGAAGAGGUUGAAGCUGCCACGAUCACCAUUAGUGGAGAGAGGGAACAACUCAAUGAGAUGAAGAUUAGUACUGACAAUGACAGACGAAUGCUCGAGAAUGAAAAGGACAGAAUGGAAAGAGAAAGGUCUGAGCUGAAAAUGAGAGAAGCUCAACUCUUGAAUGAAUUGAAAUCCCUAGAAUAUCUGAGGGAAAAGCUGCAACAGCUGGAUGAAAGGAUGAGUGAAGACGUGAAAAACAAAAUCAUGAGACUGGAGCAAAACAAUGAAGACUUAUUAAAACUGUUGAGUGUUUUGGGGCAAAAGCAUGAGGCUCUGGAUAAACUGAAGGAAAAUAUGUCAUCUUACACUGAGAUAUUACAAAGAGAAAGAGAAGGUUUGAAGAGUACGAUGUCAGAAAUUGUCAUGCAGAGACAAGAAAUGGCCAAUCGACACAGACAAGAGGCUGAGUUGGAAAAGACACAUCUUAUAGAACUAAAGGCAGAGCAGAAGCAAGACAGAGAGGAUCUGGAUAGAAAGAGUGAGAUGAUGAACAAGGAGAAACUGGACUUGGAGCUGAUGAGGUCUGACAUUCUGAAACAAAGUGACAUAUUAGAACAAGUGAUACAAGAUAUAGAAGAGGAAAAAGACAAACUGGAAAUCACAAAGACUGAGCUACAAAAGCAGAAAGAACAUGCAGACAGUCAGUUUGAUGAGAUCAACAGACAGAAAACCAACAUUAAAGAUCUGACCCUUCAGCUUCAGACAGAAAGAGACAAACUUGACAAUGUCAUGAACAGGAUUACCUUAAAACAAGAACAACAACAACUCAAGGAAGAAGAGUUCAAAAGACAAACACAAGAACUGGAAACCAGUAAGAACAGUUUACUGGUAGAAAGAGAAGAACUGGAACUUUUGAGGAAGGAUCUCAACAGGAAGAAAGAAGAGGUUGAAGCUGCCACGAUCACCAUUAGUGGAGAGAGGGAACAACUCAAUGAGAUGAAGAUUAGUACUGACAAUGACAGACGAAUGCUCGAGAAAGAAAAGGACAGAAUGGAAGGAGAAAGGUCUGAGGUGAAAAUGAGAGAAGCUCAACUCUUGAAUGAAUUGAAAUCCCUAGAAUAUCUGAGGGAAAAGCUGCAACAGUUGGAUGAAAGGAUGAGUGAAGACGUGAAAAACAAAAUCAUGAGACUGGAGCAAAACAAUGAAGACUUAUUAAAACUGUUGAGUGUUUUGGGGCAAAAGCAUGAGGCUCUGGAUAAACUGAAGGAAAAUAUGUCAUCUUACACUGAGAUAUUACAAAGAGAAAGAGAAUGUUUGAAGAGUACGAUGUCAGAAAUUGUCAUGCAGAGACAAGAAAUGGCCAAUCGACAGAGACAAGAUGCUGAGUUGGAAAAGACACAUCUUAUAGAACUAAAGGCAGAGCAGAAGCAAGACAGAGAGGAUCUGGAUAGAAAGAGUGAGAUGAUGAACAAAGAGAAACUGGACUUGGAGCUGAUGAGGUCUGACAUUCUGAAACAAAGUGACAUAUUAGAACAAGUGAUACAAGAUAUAGAAGAGGAAAAAGACAAACUGGAAAUCACAAAGACUGAGCUACAAAAGCAGAAAGAACAUGCAGACAGUCAGUUUGAUGAGAUCAACAGACAGAAAAUCAACAUUAAAGAUCUGACCCUUCAGCUUCAGACAGAAAGAGACAAACUUGACAAUGUCAUGAACAGGAUUACCUUAAAACAAGAACAACAACAACUCAAGGAAGAAGAGUUCAAAAGACAAACACAAGAACUGGAAACCAGUAAGAACAGUUUACUGGUAGAAAGAGAAGAACUGGAACUUUUGAGGAAGGAUCUCAACAGGAAGAAAGAAGAGGUUGAAGCUGCCACGAUCACCAUUAGUGGAGAGAGGGAACAACUCAAUGAGAUGAAGAUUAGUACUGACAAUGACAGACGAAUGCUCGAGAAUGAAAAGGACAGAAUGGAAAGAGAAAGGUCUGAGGUGAAAAUGAGAGAAGCUCAACUCUUGAAUGAAUUGAAAUCCCUAGAAUAUCUGAGGGAAAAGCUGCAACAGCUGGAUGAAAGGAUGAGUGAAGACGUGAAAAACAAAAUCAUGAGACUGGAGCAAAACAAUGAAGACUUAUUAAAACUGUUGAGUGUUUUGGGGCAAAAGCAUGAGGCUCUGGAUAAACUGAAGGAAAAUAUGUCAUCUUACACUGAGAUAUUACAAAGAGAAAGAGAAUGUUUGAAGAGUACGAUGUCAGAAAUUGUCAUGCAGAGACAAGAAAUGGCCAAUCGACAGAGACAAGAUGCUGAGUUGGAAAAGACACAUCUUAUAGAACUAAAGGCAGAGCAGAAGCAAGACAGAGAGGAUCUGGAUAGAAAGAGUGAGAUGAUGAACAAAGAGAAACUGGACUUGGAGCUGAUGAGGUCUGACAUUCUGAAACAAAGUGACAUAUUAGAACAAGUGAUACAAGAUAUAGAAGAGGAAAAAGACAAACUGGAAAUCACAAAGACUGAGCUACAAAAGCAGAAAGAACAUGCAGACAGUCAGUUUGAUGAGAUCAACAGACAGAAAACCAACAUUAAAGAUCUGACCCUUCAGCUUCAGACAGAAAGAGACAAACUUGACAAUGUCAUGAACAGGAUUACCUUAAAACAAGAACAACAACAACUCAAGGAAGAAGAGUUCAAAAGACAAACACAAGAACUGGAAACCAGUAAGAACAGUUUACUGGUAGAAAGAGAAGAACUGGAACUUUUGAGGAAGGAUCUCAACAGGAAGAAAGAAGAGGUUGAAGCUGCCACGAUCACCAUUAGUGGAGAGAGGGAACAACUCAAUGAGAUGAAGAUUAGUACUGACAAUGACAGACGAAUGCUCGAGAAUGAAAAGGACAGAAUGGAAGGAGAAAGGUCUGAGGUGAAAAUGAGAGAAGCUCAACUCUUGAAUGAAUUGAAAUCCCUAGAAUAUCUGAGGGAAAAGCUGCAACAGCUGGAUGAAAGGAUGAGUGAAGACGUGAAAAACAAAAUCAUGAGACUGGAGCAAAACAAUGAAGACUUAUUAAAACUGUUGAGUGUUUUGGGGGGGGCAAAGCAUGAGGCUCUGGAUAAACUGAAGGAAAAUAUGUCAUCUUACACUGAGAUAUUACAAAGAGAAAGAGAAUGUUUGAAGAGUACGAUGUCAGAAAUUGUCAUGCAGAGACAAGAAAUGGCCAAUCGACAGAGACAAGAUGCUGAGUUGGAAAAGACACAUCUUAUAGAACUAAAGGCAGAGCAGAAGCAAGACAGAGAGGAUCUGGAUAGAAAGAGUGAGAUGAUGAACAAAGAGAAACUGGACUUGGAGCUGAUGAGGUCUGACAUUCUGAAACAAAGUGACAUAUUAGAACAAGUGAUACAAGAUAUAGAAGAGGAAAAAGACAAACUGGAAAUCACAAAGACUGAGCUACAAAAGCAGAAAGAACAUGCAGACAGUCAGUUUGAUGAGAUCAACAGACAGAAAACCAACAUUAAAGAUCUGACCCUUCAGCUUCGACAGAAAGAGACAAACUUGACAAUGUCAUGA
Messenger RNA from Perca fluviatilis (European perch), 4977 nucleotides. Its product is annotated as trichohyalin-like. NCBI's taxonomy places the organism in Eukaryota, Metazoa, Chordata, Actinopteri, Perciformes, Percidae. The coding region runs from base 1 to 4977 and encodes 1658 amino acids. The record is from RefSeq and is a predicted model, not a curated record. The transcript has a single exon.